Molecule: messenger RNA, 1583 nt
Organism: Phragmites australis (common reed)
Lineage: Eukaryota; Viridiplantae; Streptophyta; Magnoliopsida; Poales; Poaceae
Product: WD-40 repeat-containing protein MSI3-like
Exons: 5
Coding region: 117-1349 (410 amino acids)
Biological process (GO): regulation of gene expression
Cellular component (GO): nucleus
Molecular function (GO): histone binding
Source: RefSeq, a predicted model, not a curated record
GGCUCGCCCCUUCCUCUCAAAUCUCAAAAGAAAAACCGCUCGCCCCUUCGUUACCAAUCUUUUGGCGGGAGACGAGCACCGCGCGGCCUGCAUUUCCCGCGCAAAGCAAAGCAGCCAUGGACGGCGGCUCCUCCUCUCCGGCAAGCCCUCCACCGGCGGCGGCUGCGGAGGAGAUGGAGGAGUACCGGAACUGGAAGAAGAACGCGGCGGUGCUGUACGACCUCGUCAUCUCCCACCCGCUCGAGUGGCCGUCGCUCACCGUCCAGUGGCUCCCCUCCGAAUCCCCGAGGACUCCCGCCCGUAGCCACCGGCUCGUCGUCGGCACUCACACCUCCGACGAGUCCCCCAGCCACCUCAUGCUUUUGGACACGACCCUCCCGCUCCCGCCCCGCCUCGCCGCGGCCGCCGCCGCCUCGGGUGGCCCCGUCCCGGCCCCGUCCGUGUCCGUCCGAGGCGUGGCGCCGCACCGGGGCGAGGUCAACCGCGCGCGUUGCAUGCCGCAGCGGCCCUACACGGUCGCCACCAAAACGUGCGUGGACGAGGUUCACGUGUACCAUCUCGGCGACGGCGACGGCAGCGGGAAGAGCGGCGCCGAUGUCGUGCUCAGGGGGCAUGACGCGGAGGGGUAUGGAUUGGCGUGGAGCCCGAUGAAGGAGGGCUGGCUGCUGAGUGGCUCGUAUGAUAAGAAGAUUUGCCUAUGGGAUCUAGCAGCUGGGAGUGGAGCUCCUGUCCUGGAUGCGCAACAGGUGUUUGAGGCUCAUGAGGAUCUUGUUGAAGAUGUUGCUUGGCACCUGAAAGAUGAACAUAUAUUUGGAUCUGUUGGGGAUGACUGCAAGUUGAUGAUGUGGGACUUGCGUACAAACAAACCGGAACAAUAUAUUGCUGCACAUCGAAAGGAGGUCAACUCUUUGUCAUUCAAUCCAUUUAACGAAUGGAUCUUGGCUACAGCAUCCGGAGAUGCAACUAUUAAACUAUUUGACUUGCGAAAACUAUCAAGAAGCUUGCACACUUUUGACAGCCAUGAGGGGGAGGUGUUUCAGGUUGAGUGGAAUCCAAAUUUGGCUACCGUAUUGGCGUCAUCUGCUGCAGACAAAAGAGUAAUGAUAUGGGAUGUUAAUAGGAUUGGAGAUGAGCAGUCAGAGGAAGAUGCAAAUGACGGACCGCCGGAGCUGCUGUUCGUUCAUGGAGGCCACACAGCCAAGAUAUCAGAACUGUCAUGGAAUCCUAGCGAGAAAUGGGUCGUUGCUAGCGUUUCUGAAGAUAACAUCCUGCAGAUCUGGGAGAUGGCAGAAAGCAUCUACUGUGAUGACUACUAUCUGCAGGAUAAUGACUCAUGUCUCACCACAUAAGAGGCACUUGUUCGGUGGCAUAUUUGGAGAGAUUGUAUGCAGUUAACUUAUAGUAUUCGAGAUAGUUAGCUGUCAUUUGAGACCCCCCAGGAUUGAUAUCUUUUAGCAGCGACUCCUAAAAACCUUGUCGUGUCUCCAUUUACCCUGUCUGGUUCUUGUUGGAUUGAGCUUUUGUCAGUCCUGAAUCCUGAUCGGUUAUCUUUCAGUGUUCACUCGAUCACUUUCACUUGGGAA